UGCAGGAGUGGGAGGUGUAGAAAACUACUUUCAAGGUCUCCGUGUAGGAUCAAACUACCACGUUGCAGCGGGAGGAAAGUCGAAGAGGAGCGGAUCAAAAUAAGCCCAAGGGAGGAGAGGGAAGCGAGGACGGCGAGGCGUCCAGGCUGCUUCACGAAAACAAAGCGAGUUGCAAGAUCUAAGAAUCUGAAGCUCGGAGGCAACACAGCAUAAAGCCACAGCGCCAGCCUUCCGACGUCCUGUUGUCAAAACGCUCAACUGGGAAAAUCUGGAGACUGGAAAAAAACUGGACCAAUAACUCUAAAGGGCUAAAGUAACUAAAAUAGUUGCUUCGUAUCUCUGAUUCGUAUCUCUUUUUACACGUUGCGCCCAGUCGAUCUCGCUGUUGUCUGGAUAUUCACAAUGAUUUGAUAUACAAAUCUAUAGUCAAGAAGAAGAUUUAACAACUGUUAGAGCAAAGUUAGUUUUUUGAUUAUUUUCUGGGAGUCAAGUGAUGGCAUCAGAGGUGAAGUCGCUUAUCCGUGUGCUGAUCCUGGCCUGGGCGUGGGAGGUGAGCGUGCAUGGAGCGACGCACCGGCAAAUCAAACCAGAGUCAUGGCUACAGCAGUAUGGAUACCUGCCCCCGGGGGACUUGAGGACUCAUGCCCUUGGCUCCCCACACUCCAUCACCUCAGCCAUUGCUGCCAUGCAGCAGUUCUACGGCCUCACAAUCACAGGCAGCUUUGAUGAUGAAACCAUCGAGGCCAUGAGGAGGCCACGCUGUGGUGUCCCAGAUAAGUUUGGGGCUGAACUGAAGAGCAACUUGAGGAGGAAGCGAUAUGCAAUUCAAGGCCUGAAAUGGGACAAGACAGACAUCACUUUCUCUAUACAAAAUUAUAGCCCAAAGGUGGGCGAGUAUGAGACCCAUGAGGCCAUCAGAAAGGCCUUCAAGGUGUGGGAGAGCGUGACCCCGCUUCAUUUCCAAGAAAUCCCCUACAGUCACAUACGGGACAAGGUGGAGGGGUUUGCCGACAUCAUGCUCUUCUUUGCUGAGGGGUUUCAUGGCGACAGCACCCCUUUCGAUGGUGAAGGGGGUUUCCUGGCACACGCAUAUUUCCCUGGUAAUGGCAUCGGUGGAGAUACUCACUUUGACGCAUCUGAACCGUGGACUACUGGAAACCAGGAUCUGUAUGGCAAUGACGUGUUCCUUGUCGCGGUGCAUGAACUGGGCCACGCUCUGGGCCUGGAGCAUUCCAGUGACCCAUCAGCUAUCAUGGCUCCUUUCUACCAGUGGAUGGACACAGAAAACUUCCAGCUUCCUGAUGAUGAUAUCAGAGGAAUUCAGGGAAUUUAUGGCUCCAGAUCUGGUCCUCAGCCCCCUCCCGCAUCACCCCGCGUACCAUACCAGCCCCCUCAGCCCACAUACUCACCAGAAAAGCCUCGCUUUGGCCCUAACAUCUGUGAAGGGCACUUUGAUACCAUUGGCAUCCUCAGAGGAGAAAUGUUUGUGUUCAAGGACAAGUGGUUCUGGAGAGUGCGUAACAACCAUGUGCUUGAUGGUUACCCGCUGCCGAUUGGUCAAUUCUGGAGAGGUUUACCCACUCACAUCAAUGCUGCUUUUGAAAGGGAAGAUGGGAAAUUUGUUUUCUUUAAAGGCGACAGGUACUGGGUGUUCAGUGAAUCAAAUCUAGAUGCUGGUUAUCCAAAGACCCUGAAGGAAAUGGGCAGUGGGCUUCCCACAGACCGAAUAGAUGCUGCUCUGUACUACACACUGACUGGACAGACGUUCUUCUUCAGGGCAAACAAGUAUUACCGUUUCAAUGAAGAGUCACGAGCCGUUGAUGAUGGCUAUCCCAAAUCUGUCAGUGUGUGGCAGGGCGUGCCUGAUAACCUUAAGGCCGCCUUCAUGAGCAAAGAUCAAGCAUACACCUACUUCUACAAAGCCAACAAGUACUGGAAGUUUAACAACCAAAUGAUGCGCGUGGAGCCAGGAUACCCUAAGUCUGCCCUUCGGGACUGGAUGGGCUGCCCUAAUGAAGACUCCAAGACGGACGGAGGAAAAGGUGGAGACCGACACGACAAAGACAAGGAGCGGGAGAAAGAAAAGGAGCACGAGGACAAGGACAAAACCAGGGAGAGAGAGAGAGAGAAGGAAACAGAGAAGGAGGCUGAGGAGGAGGUUAUUAUUAUCGAAGUCAAUGAAGAGGGAGCAGCAGGUGGUGCAGGUGGAGCAGCAGCAGUAGUGCUGCCUCUUUUCCUGUUAGUGUGCGUGAUCGCGGCGCUGGCAGCCCUGGUGUUUUUCCGUCGGUAUGGUACCCCACGCCGACUCCUCUACUGUCAGCGCUCUUUACUGGACAAGGUGUAAACUGUUAAAGAAGGGAGGGAAAGGAAAAGAAAGGAGAAGAGGAAAAAUGUGCAAGGAAACGUGAAUCACAUGAAAGGAGACAUGGGAACAAAACACAAGAGGAGCAGAAGGAGACCUGUGUGUUAAAUGUCUUACCACUGCCACGCUCCUGUUGCGUCUUUCCUCUCUCCUCAGGGUUUCUGACGCCAGCUCAUUGCUGUUCAAUUUAGCUGUUUUUCAAAGUCUUAUUUUUUGUUUUUGUCAGUGGUCAGUGUUUGUGUCCUUGUGAAUUUCUAGCAUCAGUCUCAGCAAAAGCAAACGGUUUUCUUCCUGUUGUCAAACUGCUCCUACUCACACACGUGGAAACCACCAAAGCACAGUCAUUGUUUUUCAUAAUCUUCCAGCAGUGUCAGGGCAGGUACAGAUAAUAAAAGGCAAAGACAACCUUUGUUUACAUGAGAUUCACCUUAAACCCUUUCCUGGUCCAUGCUGACGUCUCCUGUGGUCAUUACAAUUACAAAUGAUAUGGUCAUUAUUGUUAUGACUAUUAUUGUCAUUGUUAAACAUGUAAAAAAUGUGUUUUGUACAUUGUCAUUAUAAAGUCCUGCUGGACAGUGACACAGUUUUGAAAGUGGCCUUAAUUUUAUAAAUGGGGACAGUAAGCGGGGAGGGGUUCUGUAUUCUAAACACGUGAUUGUCUUUUUUUAACUUGAAUCCAUUUACAUGAAAAUAAAUUGAAGACCUGAAAAUGACUUCUUUUUGUCAUACUUACUUGUCACAUACAGUUUCUACUGUGGUGCUGCACUAGUCAGGGUAUGAAAGUAGCUGGACAACAAUGAUAAUGAUACUAGUGAUGACUAUAAUAAUCAUAAUGAUCUAGUUUCUUGUACUUUCUUGUACUUUCUGCCAUUACUCUCUUGUGUUUUUAAGCUUUUCUCAAAUAAUAAAGUCAUUUCAAAAUGC
This is a messenger RNA of Betta splendens (Siamese fighting fish), 3286 nucleotides long. It is a transcript of the gene mmp14b, whose product is annotated as matrix metallopeptidase 14b (membrane-inserted). The transcript is spliced from 10 exons. Gene Ontology annotation, biological process: skeletal system development; extracellular matrix organization; collagen catabolic process. Lineage: Eukaryota; Metazoa; Chordata; Actinopteri; Anabantiformes; Osphronemidae. The record is from RefSeq and is a predicted model, not a curated record. The coding region runs from base 494 to 2344 and encodes 616 amino acids. Gene Ontology annotation, molecular function: metalloendopeptidase activity; zinc ion binding. Gene Ontology annotation, cellular component: extracellular matrix.